AUGAACAUUGAAAGUGCUGCUAUAAACAUUCUCAAGCGAGGAGUAGAUUUGGACUCUAAAAAGCGUUAUACGGAAGCACUUGUAUGUUACCAAGAAGGUUUACAAAUAUUGGUAGAUAAAAUGAAAGGAGAAUGUGAUGAUAAAAUAAAGAUAUACCUAAGAAAGAAGGUGGAAGAGUAUAUGAAUAGAGCGGAAACUAUUAAAAAGUUGGUGUUACAUCAAAAGGAAACUGGUCAGUUCCAUGAACAAGUGCUUAUAGAAAAUAAUUCCACUGGACACAGCUACAAAACACUUUUUGGUAGAUUUCUAGACGAAGAUGUUCAAUAUGUUGUAGUAGAAGAUCCUUAUAUCAGAAGCUUUCAUCAGGGACAAAAUUUUCUAAGACUCUGUGAACUGUUAGUGAGAUCCUGUAGUAAUCUGAGGCACAUAGAGCUAGUUACUUCUAGAGAUAACAAAUCAGAAGGUGACCAAGGGAACUGGUUUGCUAAUUUAAGAAAUGAUUUAGUUAAAUAUAAAGUGCAGUUAAUAGUAAAAUAUUCAGAAACUCUGCACGAUAGGCAAAUUAUAUUGAGUUCUGGAUGGAUAAUAAAAAUUGGAAGAGGACUGGAUUUUUUUAAGCCACCCGAAAACAAAUUUUGCCUGGGAGUAUAUGAUUUGGACUUAAGGCAAUGUCAUGAAACAACUGUUGAUAUAGUGCAUUCAAAAAAUGUAAAACAAUCAUAUGGAUAA
This is a messenger RNA of Parnassius mnemosyne (clouded apollo), 729 nucleotides long. The record is from the annotation of a GenBank genome assembly. Lineage: Eukaryota; Metazoa; Arthropoda; Insecta; Lepidoptera; Papilionidae.